Symbiodinium sp. CCMP2592 is the source of this 756-nucleotide messenger RNA. NCBI's taxonomy places the organism in Eukaryota, Dinophyceae, Suessiales, Symbiodiniaceae. The record is from the annotation of a GenBank genome assembly.
AUGGUGCAACAGCUGCUUUCUGAUAUCCGGAUUGUCGGUGCUUUACUGGAAGACGGGACGCAUGUGACCGUCAACGCGGCGAUCUCCGUUUCUGGCAAGUUCCGCACCUGGGAGGCCUCGUCGGAGCUGCUCCGAAGCCUGCGGCGCUCGCAGGAUCGGGCCACGGCCGUUUCGAUUGGAGCAGCAAUUGGGUCCUUGCGCGUGCCAGGUGGCUGGCCGCGUGCACUGAAGCUUCUUGAAGGCCUUCAGGCCGCCGCCCUGAGGCCCAUGACGAGCACUGUGAACAGCGCGGUGGCGGCGGUAGGCCCCGCUGGCUGGCGCUGGGCCCUUCAGCUUUUGGGCCUCCAUGGCCAGAGCAAAGACAAUCUCGGCAUGGCGGCAGCAGCGACAGCAAUCGCCGCGGAUCUAAAGCCGGUCUGCGACGUUGCGGAGGAGGAAGGUGCGGUGGCGGCUUUGAAGUCAGUGGUCCUCGAGCUCGCGGGAAGCGCGGAGGCUCCAGGUGUGAUCGCAGAUGCCGUGAAAGGCUUAGGGCGUGCUGGCCGAUGGCGGAUGGCCGUCGGUUUGCUGUUAGAGGUCGGCGAGGCAUCUUCCCGGUCGCGGACAAAGUUGGGCCGUACCUGGAGAGGAGCCGACCUCGCUGCGCUUCUCUGGAGCCAGGCAACCUACUCGACCGAGGCCUCGCAGCGGCCGGGCUCCUGGCUGCUUCCCAAGGAGCUGAGCCCAGAGGAUGCCGUGCAGCAGCUCAUUCCAAUCUGA